This is a messenger RNA of Periconia digitata, 2612 nucleotides long. The record is from the annotation of a GenBank genome assembly. NCBI's taxonomy places the organism in Eukaryota, Fungi, Ascomycota, Dothideomycetes, Pleosporales, Periconiaceae.
UCCAAUCACUUUCUCUAUGUUGGCGCUGCAGCGCGGGGGCCUGGGAGACCUUAUAUAAUCGGUCCUCUCUACCCACGACAAAGCGCAACGUAUACAAACCUCAACACCACCACCACCGCAACCUCCGAUCCGAUUCAACCCACGACAACCAUUCUCUCACCACCCACCACUCGAUACAAUCGAAACCAGCGGAUUCGGUCGGCACAACCACCACAAUGGCCGACUCGUCAAGCGGCUCGGACUCGGACUCGACGUCGUCGGCGCAAUCCUCCACCACCAAAGUCGGCACCCUCAAUCUGCGCAUCCUCUCGCCAUCCGCCGAAGUCGAGGGUGGCGGUAUCACCUUUACCGCUUUGCCCUCAGCCACCACUAUUGCCGAACUCAAGAGCAAAAUCCAGGAUGCCGUGCCCUCCAAGCCCACCGUCGACCGCAUGCGCCUCAUCUACCGCGGUCGCGUUGUCGCAAAUCCCUACGAUGCCUUGCUGACCAUCUUCGGCGCCGACACAAUUGCCCACUCUCCCGACCAGAGCUUACAUCUUGUUCUCCGUGAACUGCCCUCUUCCUCUUCUUCAUCACCCGCGCCGGCUCCACGAGUGUCGACCGCUCCUCCCCAUCCCGCCGGCCCCUCCGGUCUCCCAGAUCCCCCACAAAACCCUCUCGCCACAAAUCCGUUCCGCAAUCUGGCUCCUCCAGGUCAGCAACCGGUUCCAAAUCGUCCCAAUUCCCAACCGCCGCCGCCGCCUCACUACCAUCACCACCCGCAUCAUCACCAUCAUCAUCACCACCAACCGCCCAACAUGGGUCUUCCGAUUGCUUUGCCGCCGCUUGUGCAGCAGCUCUAUAACCAGGCCCAGCAACAGCCUGAACAGCCCCGGAAUGAAAACAAUGAAUCAGGUGAUGGUGCAUCAAAUUCCAACACAAACCCUCCUCCGCCUGCCUCCAGGAUUGUCCGACAGGAGGGUAUUGGUCCAAAUGGCGAGCGCUGGAGUGUCACGUGGAACAAUACACAGGUCACGGUUCCUUUACAAGCAAACCAACAACCACCUUUAAUUCCUCGCGCUUUCCGUCCGCCUCCCCCUGGAUUUGGGCUUCCAGGUCAGCCCAUGCCCGCCCCACGCCUGGCUGUGCCUCCUGUCAUGACCCUGGCCAGGCUCCAACGCGGUCAGCAAUUGGACCGCCAGAGGCUGGAAAAUGCUCGUCUGUUGCUCAGUACCCCCGUUCUUUCGGCCAGUGUUACCCGUCUUGAUCAAGCACGCCGGUAUUUGGAUGAGGUCACGUCCAGCUUAGACAAUGCCGAUCGUUCCAUCGCCGAACUGGUAUCUGACCCUUCAAUGGCGCAGCAUCGCGAUCUCGUCUCGCUGCAGCAGUCCCUGGCCCAGCUUAGGAGGCGAGCUGAGGAAUCUCGACAAGUAUUGACAACCAGGUUGACUGCUUUAUCACCUAACUCUCCAUUAUCAUCUACAGCUGCGCAAGCUCCAAACAAUUCAACACCUUCCUCCAGCGUUCCUCCGGAGCUGUUCAUCCUAUCCAGUCCCCAAGGCCCUGUCGGACUCGUCUUUGAUCAACGCGGUAGCUACGUAACGGCACCUAUCGUCCCAACUACAUCGUUCCACUCCUUUAAUCAGCAAUUUGAACAAAACAGACAAGUGCUCGCGGGCAUGGGUCAGCGUAUUGCCGAGUCUGCCAUCGCAAACCCGAUCCUGUCUGGUAUGGCCCCAUCCGCGCAAAAUCAGCAGCAGCAACCAGGACAGCCGGCUCCAGCCGCCGAUGUCAACGCUGCUGGAAUUGCAAACGCCAAUGCAAAUCCCAAUGGCAACGCGAAUGGAGACGGCAACGUAAACAACGCGGUUCCUCCACUCGCAGCAGCAGCAGCCGCAGCUCAGGACAACGACCGCGCAAAUGUCAUCGCAGGUCACCUUUGGCUCCUCUUCAAAUUGGCCAUGUUCAUCUACUUCUUCGCCGGCGGCGGCAGCUGGUACCGACCCGUGAUGAUGGGCUUGAUCGGCGUCGUCGUCUAUCUCGGCCAAAUGGGAAUCUUCGAUACGCAAUUCAACCGUCUACGCCAACACUUUGAAGCUAUCCUCCCGCUAGGCGACCUCGCUGCCGGCCCUAACAACAAUAAUAACAACGAAAACAACAACAAUGCGAAUCCGACCCCUGCAGAUGCACAACCUGCAGCGCAGCAACACCAUCACACCAACCCCCCUAACCCCGAAGACGCGGCUAGAAGGUUACUCAACCAGCAGCAGGAGCAGCACGCUAGCUGGAUCCGCGAGAGCAUCCGCGCGGCGGAACGCGGGUUUGCGCUCUUUGUGGCGAGCUUGCUACCGGGUGUGGGCGAGCGCAUGGUGCAGGCGCAGGAGGAGCGCGCCAGGGCUGAACGGGCCGCCGAGGAAGAACGCCGGGCGAGAGAAGAGCGGGAAGCUUCCGAGCGAGACGCAGACAAGGACAAGGAAACGAAUGGGGAAAAGAGCAAGACGGACGGUGAUGUGGAGAGCUCGAGUGCGGUCGUGCAUGGCGCUGCGGAGAGGGAUGGGGAACCUUCUUCUUCUUCGACUUCGUUUCCGCCCGACGACAAGGGGAAAGGGAGGGCUGCUGAGGUCGAGUCGUGA